AUGAAUCACAACGAUCUUCAACCUCUCCCACUGCUAAGUAGCUUCUUAGAUUCCACUCCUCAACAAUCUUUUCAACAAAAUGGGACUCUUAAAUCUUGUUUGAAUCAAGCUGAAGAUGUCACAGUGGCCUUACAUAUUGGUCUCCCCCACAGUUCAACCGAAACACCAACUGAGAAUGUUCCAAAUUCUGCUCCAAGCAAUUACUGGAUACCAACUGAAGAGCAGAUUCACAUUGGUUUCAGCCAGUUCUCUUGUUCCGUUUGUCACAAAACAUUCAACCGCUACAACAACCUUCAGAUGCAUAUGUGGGGACACGGUUCACAGUAUCAAAGAGGACCAGACUCGUUGAAAAGAAAGCAUCCACGACUGUUGUUGGACAUUCCAUGCUACUGCUGUUCAGAAGGAUGUAAGAAUAACAUUGAGAAUCCAAGAGCGAAGCCGUUGAAAGAUUUCAGAACAUUGCAGACACACUACAAGAGGAAGCACGGUUCGAAAAGCUUUACUUGUAGAAAAUGUGGAAAGUGUUUGGCUGUGAAGGGUGAUUGGAGAACUCAUGAGAAAAAUUGUGGUAAGCGUUGGCUUUGUAUCUGUGGUUCAGAUUUCAAACACAAGAGGUCGCUGAAAGAUCAUGCCAAAACUUUUGGAUUUGGUCAUGGCCCUUCUUCUUCCUCUGAUGGCAUUUGA
Messenger RNA from Lathyrus sativus (Indian pea), 684 nucleotides. NCBI's taxonomy places the organism in Eukaryota, Viridiplantae, Streptophyta, Magnoliopsida, Fabales, Fabaceae. The record is from the annotation of a GenBank genome assembly.